AUGGGAGUUUGUACUUCUUAGGAUGUUCCAAAGAAUUAGAAUACAGAAGAUGAUUAUCUAAAACUUGAUUUUAACAGAAUUUCAACAUAUUAAAAGUUGGAAGAUAUUGCAAACAAAAUUGCAGCAUGUAACAUAACAUUAGAAUAUAAUUAGAACAAAAAAUAGAUGCAAUAUUUUCAUCAUUAAUAUAAAGAAUUAUUGCUUCUCGAUAAACUCAUAUUUUAAAUCUAUUAGAAAAUAUUGAUGUUAAAAAAAAACAAAAAUUUUUAACAAGAUUAGAACGCAUUGACUUUGAAUUGAUUGAUUCUGUAAUGAAAUUAAAUAAAUUAAAUUAGCUUUUUCAUCAUUGUUAUAAAUAAAACAAAGUAGAUGCAUUUUAAUGUAAUGUAAUUUAAAGUAUUAAUUGUUAAGAGUAAAAUUUAGAUUUGAUAAAGGUAUAUAAUUAUAAUUAAAUUAAGGAAAAUAAAGUGGGAAUAAUAUUAUUAUGUGGAGGUCGUAGUUCUCGAUUUUAUGAUAAAUUAUUAGGUGAUAUAGGGCUUCCAUCUUAAAAAUGUGUUUUUUAAAUAAUAAUGGAAAGAUUAAAAAAGAUUUUAAUGAUUGGUAAUAAUUAAUAAUUUAAAUGUUAAAGCAAAUGAGAAUAGAGAGAUAAUAGAUUAUCCGAUUGGUAUUUUGUUAUCAGAUUAAAAUUCAGAGAGAUUGUAGACAUAUUUAAAAAGUUAAAAAGAUUUUGGAUUUAAAUAAAUAAGUUUUUUAUAAUAGAAAUCAUUACCAGUGAUCGAUGAUAAAGGAUAAGUAGUAUUUGAAUAAGAGAGUGAAGCAAUAAUGACACCAGAGGGCACUGGUACAAUAUUGUUAUAAUUGAAUUCAUUUAUAAAGUAAAAGGGUUUUAGAUAAUUUCAGUAAAUUUCCAAAUAUGGAGUAUAUUCAUUUCUUGGGUUUAGAUAAUUUAGUAGGAUUGCCAUUAGAUCCAAAAAUGUUGAAUCUUAUUUGUAAAUAGAAAGCUGAUGCUUUAUGCAAAGUCAUCGAAACUAAUUCAAUAUUGGAUGAUAGAUUAUUUUAUUAAAAUAGCUAAUUUAAGACAAUAGAAGAGUAAGAUUCCAGUAUAACAGAGAAUUCAUACAAUUAAACUUAAAUGUGUCUGAAUGAUUUAUACCUAUCUGUUUCUUUUCUCAAUUCAUUGAAAUAGAAUCAUGAUAAAGCAUUGAGAUUAAAUCAAAGAUUCCACUCUAUAAAAAGAGGAACUGUAAUUUAAUUUGAAAAACACAUUUAAGAUAUUUUAGAAGUAACUGAUUUAACAAUCUUAUAUUCAACAGAUGAUUAUGCUUUAUUAAUUGAUGAUCCAAAAAAAGCUGUUAUUUAAUUAUCUAAUGUACAUAAGAGAUAUUUAAAAUUAGAAGGAACAUUAGAAGAUGAUUUAAUUGAAAUUUCUCCUUAAAUGAGUUAUUGUGGGGAAGAUCUUUAAAAAAUUACAAAUCCAACAUAUCCUAUGAUUAUAUGA
Molecule: messenger RNA, 1498 nt
Organism: Paramecium sonneborni
Lineage: Eukaryota; Ciliophora; Oligohymenophorea; Peniculida; Parameciidae
Source: the annotation of a GenBank genome assembly